AUGGACAUUACCAGCGAAAAGCUUCGGUCUGGUUGGCUCUAUAUAUCAAUCGGGAUUCGCUGUGCAAGAGCACCCUCCAUCUACGCUCAUGUCCACGCCGUCCAUGCUUCCCGAAUGAUGCAACCCGUUGCUCCUCUGCGAUGCUGCGCAUGUGCGACUUCACAGGCGGCUCGUGGAAAUCGGUACUCGAGUCGACCCAGCUGGCCGUCCCGUCGUACCCAAGCCGGCGAUGCGGCAAACACGUCGUCCCAUCAAAGCCGGACAUACGCGAGCGGCAGUUCAACACUACUGGAGCAUGUUCACCUGAAGGGAAGGGAACUGAUGGCCGGCCUGGUGUCAUAUGACCAGGCUGAAGCCGCCCAGGAGGAGCAUCGCACCAGGUUCCUCUGCUGGAAGGCCAUGCCCGAGGAGCAAAAGGCAUCUAUUCCUGCAUGGAAGAGUCCCAAGCCGCGACUGAUUUCGUUCGAGUCCGCUCCCGUGUUUACGCUGGGCCGUCGACAAGAACACCUGGCGCCGGAGCAGAUGUCCCGCCUGCAGAAGACGCUGGAGAUUAGCUUGCCGCAUCGCCGCCCCCCCUUUUCACGGCGCUUCUGCCCUUUGGUGAAGAAAACGAACCGCGGCGGGCUGACUACCUAUCACGGCCCUGGCCAGAUGGUGCUUUGGCCGGUUUUGGACAUGCACUCCCCGCUGUAUCCCAAGUAUGGCGUUGCCUCGUACGCGAACCACCUGGAAACGACGACGCAGCGCUUCUUGUCCGAGCUCUUUGGCAUCCCAACCUACGUUGUCGGCGACGAGCCCGGCGUGUGGGUCUCUGCAUGCGCUGGACAGCCGCGCAAGAUUGCCGCUCUGGGGGUGCAUCACCGACGAUACGUGACUGCCCUGGGCAUUGCUGUCAACAUUGAUAUCCCGGUGACGGGAAGCGAGGCGGUCAAUCCCUGGGCUCGGUUCGUCCCGUGCGGCCUCGACGGCAGAUUGGUGACGUCGGUCGCGUCAGAAGUCGGCACCGAUUCGGCAAUCGGCUGGGACCUGGAGGACCUGGCGGGUCGCUGGGCAGCGCUGUUUGAAGAGGGAUUGUUGGACGAGACGAAGCGACGGAGCGACGGAGGAGAGGCAAACGAUGAUGGUCUGCGACGCUGA
Molecule: messenger RNA, 1137 nt
Organism: Ustilaginoidea virens
Lineage: Eukaryota; Fungi; Ascomycota; Sordariomycetes; Hypocreales; Clavicipitaceae
Exons: 2
Coding region: 1-1137 (378 amino acids)
Biological process (GO): protein lipoylation
Cellular component (GO): mitochondrion
Source: RefSeq, a predicted model, not a curated record